GAACUCAAAUAGCUGAGCCGAAGUGUCGAUUCAAGCCAGAAAAAGCAAAGCACUGGUGUUGGCGCAUAUCAAGUCGUCAAAGAUGAGCCAGAGACAGCCACAGAGUCCGCAGCAAAGCGGACUAGACCAGCCACGGUCACAGAUGCAACAAGGCUGGAGUAGGGAAGAGCAAGAACCAAUCAAAUAUGGCGAUGUGUUUAACGUCACCGGGGACCUUGCAAAGGAGCCUAUAGCGCCGGAGGAUGCUAAUAUGAUGCAGAGUGCUGAAACUAGGGUGUUUGGACAGACCCAGAAGGGUGGAGCAGCUGCCUCCAUGCAAGCUGCUGCAACUGUUAAUGAGCGAUCUGGUCUUGUCGGUCACCGCGAGGCCACUGAUGCUGCUAGUGAACGAGGCGUCACUGUCAUGGAAGCUGACGUCCCGGGAGCUCGAAUAGUCACUGAAAGAGUUGCGGGACAGGUCGUUGGGCAAUAUGUAGAAGUUACUCCAGUGCAAGGCCUGGCUGCGGGGAACGUCCAAAAUGCGAUUACUAUAGGAGAAGCGCUGGAAGCCUCAGCACAAACAGCUGGUGACAAGGCAGUGGACCAGAGCGAUGCUGCCGCAAUUCAAGAGGCAGAAGUAAGAGCAACUGGCAGCAAUGUUAUUGUACCAGGUGGAAUCGCAGCCACAGCUCAAUCUGCCGCAUCUUACAAUGCCGCUACGAAUCGCGCUGAGGAAAAGAUUAAACUCGCCGACGUUCUAUCGGGUGCAACUUCGAAAUUGGCGGCGGAUAAGGUCGUGACAAGGGCAGAUGCUGAAGGGGUGGUUAGUGCAGAGUUGAGGAACAAUCCGAAUUUAAACACGCAUCCAGGUGGUGUUGCGGUGUCAAUGACGACAGCUGCUAGGCUUAAUGAGACCAUUAACUACUGAUACACUAAUGAAGAGUUACUAAUAUGAAUGGUGUUUGUUUGUAUAUGAUGUUUGCUUUGUUUUGUUCUGUUACUUCCCCUUGUGUGUAGGAGUGUAUUUGCGUAUGUACUUAUAACAAGUGUCUUCUCGAAGCGGACAUAGAAAUGGCACCGAGUUUUAUGUUCAGUCUACAUGUACCUGUAACCUGUUUUGCAUGUUAUAGCAUUCUCUUUAACAAUGAGACGAAG
Molecule: messenger RNA, 1134 nt
Organism: Jatropha curcas
Lineage: Eukaryota; Viridiplantae; Streptophyta; Magnoliopsida; Malpighiales; Euphorbiaceae
Gene: LEA3
Product: late embryogenesis abundant protein D-34-like
Source: RefSeq, marked provisional